AUGUCUACUCAACCAACCAUAGUCGUAGCGGGCGCGGGAAUCUUCGGGCUGUCUGCGGCUCUUGAGCUUCAAAGCCGGGGUUACGCGGUAACCGUGGUUGACCCCGGGCCCGUGCCCCACCCCCUGGCUGCUUCCAAUGACGUCAGCCGGAUGAUCAGGAUGGACUACGGCGACGACAAGCUGUACAGCGACCUGGGUGCUGAAGCCAUUGAGGGAUGGCACGUCUGGAACGAGUGGCGCGGCAGGCCCCUGUACCACGAAGACGGGUUCCUGGUCCUCACCAGCAGGCCGCUGGAACCGGGUACGGUCGAGCGCCAGUCCUACGAUCUGCUCACCGCCGCCGGGUGGCCGCUGGAGCGACUCAAUUCCGAAAUCACGGCAGAGCGGUUCCCCCUGUGGAACUCGGAACACUAUACCGAUGGGUAUUUCAACCCCCGAGGCGGAUGGGGAGAGGCCGGAGAAACAGUCUCGUUCCUGGCCUCGCAGUCGGUCGCGGCAGGAGUCGACAUUCGUGCUGGGUUCAGUGCUGAAAUUGUGCUGGUGGAAUCGGGCAGGGCGGUCGGCCUGCGCUCGUCGGACGGGAGCGAGGUAAGGGCGGACAAUGUAGUGGUGGCCGCCGGGGUCUGGACUCCGAGGCUGAUUCCUGAGCUUGAGGACAUGAUGUCUCCGGUGGCGCAGACGCUGGUGUACCUGCGCCCUACCCUGCCGGACCGGUUCAGGCCGCCGCACUUCCUGCCGUGGGGCGCGGAUAUUCCCCGCACGGGCUGGUACGGGUUCCCGGCCAAUGCUGAUGGAGUGGUCAAGCUGGCGAACCACGGCCCCGGCCGUCUGGUUGACGCUGACGCGCCGAGGGACGCGGACCCGGAGGUUGUGGAGUACAGCCGCAGCCGCGCCUGCUUCUACAACGAUACGUGGGACGGGGACUUUUACAUCACCCGGCACCCGGAGAUCGAGGGGCUGGUCGUUUCCACGGGCGGGAGCGGCCACGCCUUCAAGUUCACGCCGGCGCUGGGCGGGAUCACGGCCGAUGUGGUGGAAGGCGAGCCCAACCGCUACGCCGCCAGGUUUGCGUGGCGGCCGCGCGGGGCGGUGACCAAGGAAUCAACCCGCUAUCACGGGGAGUAA
Molecule: messenger RNA, 1125 nt
Organism: Geodia barretti
Lineage: Eukaryota; Metazoa; Porifera; Demospongiae; Tetractinellida; Geodiidae
Source: the annotation of a GenBank genome assembly